This is a messenger RNA of Peronospora farinosa, 3651 nucleotides long. NCBI's taxonomy places the organism in Eukaryota, Oomycota, Peronosporomycetes, Peronosporales, Peronosporaceae. The record is from the annotation of a GenBank genome assembly.
AUGCAAAGCAUACCUCUUCGUCCUAAUAACUCGAACGCAGCAGGUGUUGAACCAUUGAUGCCAUCGCAUAAUGACCAUGUGUCCGUGAAUGUGAAUUCGUCCGAAAUGCCAUCAACGUUCACCACCAGCACGGGGGGCGACUUUUAUGUUGAUUUACAAUAUCCGCCGCCUCAAUCGCAGUCCAUGCGUUUACGUCUCCGAAAACGAGCUUCUAGUAAUCCAUCUCUAUCGAAUGCAGUGGCCGAGAACCUCCGUCGACGAGUCGAUCGUGUUAAAAAGAACAAGCACCCGAAAGAGAUGCGAAUGUUCAAACAACGUUUGCAAUUGGCAGUCCGUAUUGCAAUCGGAGUCCUGUUGGCUGACGUGGUGCAAACCCGUGGAAGUGAUCGGGAAUGGCUCUUGUUGCCAUCCAAUUACUACCUUGGAGGCCUCACGGUCGCCUCGAUGAUGGUCAUCUACGCUGCCUCCAAUACAGUAGGUGGCGUGCUGGAACAGGUGUGGCAGAUUGAUGUGGGCGUUGCCAUUGCACUAUUGUACAAUUUUGUGGUGUUCGCAUGUGUCCCGAUAACCCAAGGCAACCUUAUGACUGUCUCCAAAAACCUGAAAGGCAGCACGUAUUACGUUAGUCUGCAAGAUUGGGGUACGACCCUCCCGUUGCUUGCACUCUUUACACUAGUAGUACUGCUGUUACCUAUCCAAAGGAACGUGAAAAAAUUUGCUGUCAGCACCAACUUGUAUUUCACAUUGACAAUUGUCAACCCAAUGAAUCCGAUAUUCACCACAGCGCUCAAAGACAACUCGGAUGGCAAUAGUUAUUAUGGCAAGAAUAACCUGCUCAAACAGCUAGCCAUCUACAGCGCUGUGGGCGUUGUUGGCACUUUGAUCGCGCUCGUAAUCAUGAUACUUCCUUAUCCGAUCUUUGCGAUGCGAAAAUUACGGAGGCACAUGGCUGCGUCGCCGCAUGAUAUCCGUGAUAUUCUGAACCUGAUAGUCGAUUCGUAUUGUUUCCGCGCCAAGGAUAUCAAGAAAAUGGACUUCUUUAAGCUGAGACUUGAUCGGCUGCUGGAGAAUGCACAUGAGCGUCUCGCGACUAUGGAGUCACUGUUGAGUGACUGCUGGUGGGAAGAGCUUGUUGGGUUCGGCGCUUGCUUCCACUUCAACAAGACUGUGGCCAAGCAGCUUGUACAACUGUAUGCAAAGCUUCUUGCAGACUUGCACUCAAUGAAAUUUGCCAUUGAAGCAGAGACAUGCCAUUGGACGCAUGUUGUACUGCUCAAGAAGAUGCAGACGCAAUUCUACGUGCUGCAAAUUGAAGCAAACGAUUUGCUUGAGGACAUCUCGCUCGAGAUCGUACAUUCAUCUCGAAGUAUGUCUUCACCAAAAUUUGCCAGUCUAAAGCGGGCAGUAGAACAGCUCAUGGGAAAGUACACGAUACUCUACGGCAACUUGCUUUCGGCUGAUGUCCACACAGCACAUGAUGUGGGCAAAACGAUGCCACUAAACGUAUUCGUGUACUCGUUUCACGUAUUUGUGAUUUCAUUGCUAGACUUUGAAGGUACUUUCAAUGGGAAGAAUUUCUCGGCGCGGUACCGAGUCAGAAAUUUUCUGAAGCUAGCAUACCAAGGUUUGCUGCACCCUACCAACUACCCGCGCCGUCUUAUUAUCUUCGCAUUUCGGACAACAUUGGCAAUUAUAUUUGGAAUUUGCUGCUCAACUUUCAUCUUUGCUUUCAGUUCUACUGCGCCUACAGCCAUCGCAAUGGUUGCCGAAGAUAAUAUUGGCGGUACCUAUGGAAAUACGGUGAACCGCGUCGGAGGUUUGGUGGCGGGAACAGUGGUGCCAUCCAUAUUUAGCUUUUUCGUGUGCGCAGUGGUGGAUGAUGACGUGUACAAUACGCUGAACAACAUUGUAUUGUUCGUGUGGACUGUUGGGUCCAUGUACGUAUGGUUUUGUGGCCGAUAUAUGGCACUGGCUGGAAUGACGUCAGCUUUCAUGGCUGCCUCGGUGUUACUCGACCACGGUUGCCGAAAUACAUCGUCCUCAACGACGGUAUCAUACGCAAGUCUCACUCAGAAUGCCCUAGGUAUUCUCAUCCUGAUGGUUGUGGAACUUGUGAUUUACCCUCGCAGCUCGCGCGGCCUACUUCGUAGUAAUAUACAGCAAUUAUUGAUGCAGUACCGCCGAGUGUUUCGCGACGUAUUUCGUCACCACAUUGCGUACAAUCGUCCAGCACGCAUUUCCACAGGACCUCUCACUGAAGAAGACAUCGAGACAGCUAAUGCUCUGCUAAGUCGCACUCAGAUUAAGGCGUUGAAAUUUCAGAUGAAGACCGCAAUCCCUGAGCUGUUGAAGACUCAAGCGAACCUCCUAGAUGGCUCUACCAUGGAGCCAACCUUGUGGAAGCCGCCGUUCUCUACAUCGAAGUACACAAAAGUUUUAGCCGUUUGCCGCGAACUUCUCGAUCGAAUCGAUGUUUUUGUGGACCUCAUUGACUGGCACGAAAAUCGUCGAAGCAGCGGAAAAGACAAGCUUUUGCGACGUUGGCACCAGAGUCGGAUCGACGCUGAAUGCACUGCAGCAUUUACUGCAGCACAGGAACCUCCCUCUCCGACUUCAGCAGCCGUCGCAGAAAUGGUGGGUGAGGAAAGGUUUCGAACUGGAAACUCUUUGUCACCACAGUCUCCAUCCUCACCGCUGCCCAACGUAACUACAACAUCGCCUGCUGUGGCAAAAAUCAAGUGGGACCAGAGUUUGGCAAUCGUAGAGGUUGGUAUUGUCGAAGCCUUUGAUACACUAGCGACUUUGUUCGGAGUAGAGUUUUCAGGCUCAAAUGCAGAAGAUCACGCGAUCUACUUGCAGAUGAAGGAAGCCUUUCGUAUCGCCGACGUGCACCGUCGCGGUGUUGUAGAUGUCUCGGAGCUUAGUCUUUUGCUGGAAAAGCUCAUGCCGUACGCUGGUAGCCAAGGCAUCGAAGGAAUGGAACAGUAUGUGGACGAAUUCAUGCAGCUGGUGGACAAGGACAACGACGGCAAGAUUUCGUUCAGCGAGUUCAUGCAGGCGCUAAACGAAGGUUUUCGACUGGAGCUCGAGAUCUACGAUGAUCAACCGCAAGUUCCGAUAUCGGACGUGGUGACGCCCAAUGGAGCACAGCCUACUCCCUCCAGUGGCAUUCGCUUGCUUCAUAGAAGCACACUUCGCCGCAACUCUAUCCAAUCCAUGCAGGCAGACGAAUCUGAAGAUCCCUCAACUCCUGGCAGACAAAAGCACGUUACUGUUGUUGCUCCGUCACCUCGACCUCGUCGAUCAUCCAAUUUCGUCGACAUGGCAGCCUACCAGAUGUCAAAUCUCACAUCUACCCUUUCCGAGGAUACGAGGCCAAUGAUGAACCCCAGCCGACGAUAUCUCUUCCGUGGUAUGUCAUCAGCUAGCGAAAGUUCCGCACCUGAAGCUUUGCUCAAUGUCGAAUCUUUCACACUGACAGAAGCUGCGAUGGCUUUGAAAGAGAGUUAUGGGGAGUGUUUGCUGGGAUACGUAGACGACCACAGCAAACGCGUAACGAUGGAGGAUUUCAUUCUUAUGAGCUGCGUCAUCAGCGCUUGUGAAAAUAUCGCCGAGAAUUUGACACGUUUGAACACACUGGCGGCUUCAUAG